Molecule: messenger RNA, 2610 nt
Organism: Eucalyptus grandis
Lineage: Eukaryota; Viridiplantae; Streptophyta; Magnoliopsida; Myrtales; Myrtaceae
Exons: 3
Coding region: 358-2166 (602 amino acids)
Source: RefSeq, a predicted model, not a curated record
ACAGUUAGCAGUGAGGAGAUGGAACUGGGGGCCAUGCAGGAACAAAGACAGGCGACUCCUCAGCUAACAACUGCCCACUUCCCUUCUCUUGUAAAUUCCGUAGGACCCACGUCAGCUUCGUUUAGAUCAGCACACCAUUUGCUUAUUCACGAAGAAUGAUUGCUGCAGACGACGGCGACGACGAAACAGGAGAAGAUCCACCUCAGAAAUCCUUCUUUCUUUCCCUCCUCUUUAUACUCUCUUCUUAAUUUCCAACCCCAGAUUCUUGAUGGGUGAUAGUUCCUGCUGAAAUUCAUUCUCAUGUAAAAAGCUCUCAUCUUGAGCAGAGUUCUGGGGUCUUUGAAUCUUGUGGGGAAGAUGGUUUCUUGCGGAGGCUGUUCUUGGACUUUGGUUGGUCUUAUUGGGGCGUUUCUUGAUCUUGCUCUUGCUUACUUCCUGCUGUGGAUAUCGGCUUUUGUGUUUUGUGCUUCAAGAUUCUGGAGUAUUUUCGGGAUCCAUCUUCCUUGUCCGUGUGAGGGUGUGUUAGGUUUUCGAAGCAGUAGCAUCUGCUUGCACAAGCUGCUUGUUGAAAUACCCGCGAGGAAGAUCUACUCUGUUCAGAGCCAGGUGAGGAGUAAAUUCCCUUUUGGUUCUGUUGUUUCUGAGGACGAGUCACGUAAUUCAAACUUGAAGUUAGUCAAAGAUGAGAAAGUCGAGAACGGUGUUAUUGAAUUGAGCAGCGAAAAGCUUUGUAGUUCUUUGUCGGGGGCGGUUUCACAGAAUUUGAAUGACAGAGAGAUUGCACAUGAUGUUAAAGGAAAGGGUGUUGUUGUCAGUCAGAAGCAAAGGUCUGGAGUUGGAAUUCGGAGAAGAAGAAGUAGAGCUGUUCUUGGAUACGGGAAAUUCAAGCCUAACAAUUUGAAGUCAGCAGUUGGUGGUGUUUGCCCCUACCCUCCUGGUAUUGAAGAAAUGAGUAGCCAAAUUGCAGAAAGUUUGGGUCUUGUGAGCGGGAUUAAUGGUCAAAUCCUGGAUGAAAGAAAACCCAUUGACGUUGCUGAGGGUGAAAGAACGUGCCAUAGCUAUGAGCUGAGCAGAUCUUUUGACGGGAGCAAAGGAGUGAAUUUGGAUUCAUCUUCUAUUGACAAUUCCAUCACUGAUCCGCCAGAUGAGCUAGGAAUUGAUAGAACCGAGUUGGAUAGAAUCAGAAUGCUAGAACAAGUACUUGCUGAAGAGAAAGCUGCUCGUGCUGCGCUUUACCUGGAAUUGGAGAAAGAGAGAGCUGCUUCUGCCACUGCUGCUGAUGAAGCCAUGGCCAUGAUAUUUCGCCUGCAAGAAGAGAAGGCAUCAAUAGAAAUGGAAGUUAGGCAGAAUGAGAGGAUGAUGGAAGAGAAGUUUGCCUAUGAUGAAGAGGAAAUGAAUAUUCUCAAAGAGAUCCUAAUUAGGAGGGAGAGGGAGAAUUUUUUCUUGGAGAAUGAGGUUGAAGCAUAUAGACAAAUUCCUUCCGGAGAUAAAAGCAGCGAUGAUCAUGUGCAAGACAUCAAGGAUAGCCACAGGAAAAUUCACCCUGUGCUUCACCCGGGUGAGUAUGUACAGUCUAUGGUACCAGAGAUCAACAAUGGUGGAGUAAUUAAGGAUUACAUAAUGGAGCCAACCCAUUAUUGUACAGGUAUGACGAGAUGUUUCUCUUGUGAUGGAGAAGGGGUGGAGGAAAAUAGGGAAAACGGAGAUAUUGAAUGUGGCAAUCUUCGAGAAACUGUGCAUGACAUGCAACAGAUAGUUCAUGAUGUUCAUGUGGUUGAUGAUAAAACAGACCCACCGAACAAUGGCACAAAUGAGGAAGACAUGAGGCAGAAUGGUCAUAUGAGCGAUACUAAUAUUGACGGCGUAUUAGAAUUGUUGGUUAACUCACGGAGUAGAACAAUGACACAUGAUUCUGAAAGGGUGGCUCGUUAUGAAAGAUUAAAGCUUGACAUUGAAGUUGAAUGGCUUAGAGAGAUGUUACGAAUUGUUCAAGAGGAAAAGGAGAAGUUGAGAAUAUCUGGAAAAAACAGGGAAGGAGAGACAAACCAGUUGGAACUGUUAGACGAUAUACAACAUCAGCUUCAGGAGAUUCAACGGCUAAGGGGGCCCAUGCAGCACACUUCCUCACCCAGUGCUUUAUCUAAGGUGAAAGUUGAAGAGAUGUAGCCGCCGAGCGGGAAUUGGGAAAGCGCAAGAGAGAGCACGUAGUGACUGCAAAAGAAUUUGCUGAGAAGGGUAAGAAGCCGUGGGCUUCUGUUUCGGGUUCAUGUUUUGAUAAUUUGGUGGUGAGGAACUCUGCAUAUGGUCGCGUGUAUAGUCCCAUGGUGAUGUGUAUAAAUAGCGUCGCUGGGGGUGCUGUCAGGCGCCUGUUGCCCCUCUUGAAGUGUAUAUACGCCUGUACAGUUCUCAGGCAAGUCGAGCUAUUAGGUCGGUGGUUGCGCUUAAUACUAAGUUUCUUUUUAUCUUCCCGUGUCCCUGGCAAUUCGAGGAGCCGACUUCUGGCUUUCGCUAGCGGCGCGCUGUGUUAAGAGUCUUCCUCACGUCUUGAAUGUGAACAUUUCUUCUUUCUUUUCACUCCUACCGCGACUACGUAAAGUCAUCGUUAUUGGA